Molecule: messenger RNA, 1134 nt
Organism: Rhineura floridana
Lineage: Eukaryota; Metazoa; Chordata; Lepidosauria; Squamata; Rhineuridae
Product: solute carrier family 2, facilitated glucose transporter member 5-like
Exons: 9
Coding region: 1-1134 (377 amino acids)
Biological process (GO): monosaccharide transmembrane transport
Cellular component (GO): membrane
Molecular function (GO): hexose transmembrane transporter activity
Source: RefSeq, a predicted model, not a curated record
AUGUGUGCCUCGCUUUGGAUAAUUUCCUAUUGGUACUUCUUCUUGACACGCUUCUACCAUGGAAUAUGCACAGGAAUGCUGUUCAUUGCUGUCCCUCUAUAUCUUGGAGAGAUCUCACCUAAAAGCUUGAGGGGAGGCAUUAUCAUGAUGGUCCUAGUGUUUUAUAUCAUUGGUGUGCUGUUGGGUCAGAUACUUAGUCUUCAAGAAGUCUUUGGAACCCAAAAAGGUGUCCCAGUUCUGCUGAACCUAACAUGGGUAAUGCCCGUGUUUCAGAUCCUUCUACUGCCCUUCUUUCCUGAAAGUCCUAGGUAUUUAUUCAUUCAGAAGAAGGAUGAAGUAAGGGCAAGACAAGCACUGAAGAAGCUAAGAGACAGGAGUGAUGUGGAGGAUGAGAUUGAAGAGCUCCAUCAAGAGGACCUUGUUGAGAAGGCAGAAAAGAACAUGACUCCUCUUAAACUACUAUUAAAGACCCCAAAAUUGCGGUGGCAAGUCAUUACCAUAAUUGUCUUGAUGGGUGGACAGCAGGUCGACGGCAUUAGUGUGGCAUACCUUUAUAAGGAGAAAAUCUUCAUGAGUAUGAUGCUGGGGGAAAAUGAAAUCCAUUUUGCUUUGAUAGGCACAACUGUUUUUUACUGCUUCUCAAGUAUAUUAGGGGUGUAUUUCGCUGAUUCUAAGGGGCACAGGAUUCUUCUUGUCACUGGCUUUGGGAUCUGCUGCAUCAUCAGUGUUCUGCUAAACAUGACCCUAGGAAUAGAGACCGCCAUCCCAGAGAUUGUGUAUUUCACCUUAAUUUUUAUAAACAUAUUCAUGUUUGGACAUGCCAUUGGGCCAGGUUCACUUCCAUCUGUACUUGUAGCGGAGCUGUUCCUUCAGUCAUCACGAUCUUCAGCCUUUGUGAUUGCAGGAGUUAUGAAGUGGCUCACAAACUUCCUUGUAGGAGUGAUAGUCCUUUAUGUAGAGAGAAAUCUUGGCGCCUACAGCUUCACCAUUUUCUGUCCUGUGCUUAUAGCCAUCUUUAUUUAUGUUUUCAAGUUCAUUCCAGAAACCAAAAACAAGACCUUUCUUGAUAUCAGGAGACUCAUGGGAAUCCACAAUGGCAAGAAGAUUGACAUAAAGGAACAGACAGACAAGUAG